AACAAAACAUGAAAUUUCCAAAAUGCCAGGCCAAGGGAUGUAAGAAAAGAUCUAUCUUCUACCUGACUCGUUCUGGCAAGUAUGUCUGUAGCGAUGAUAAGGCAGCUAGAUAUAAUGAAUAUGCUGUUGAUCUUGAUGAAGAAUGUAUUACACUCAUCACUCCAGAGCCAGUCAAAGCAUUGUUGAGAACCAUCAAUCAGUGUAGAAAAGAAUUAGAGUUCUCUCCAUUCACAUUUGGACAUCUUUCGACUCCUGAGGAGUAUGAAGGUCUGAACCUAACGAUUAAAGGACACAUAGAGGAUAUCCUCAUACAACUUGAGGCUGCUCAGAGAAAAUAAAACCUACUAUAUGUUUGAAUGUCUCUUACAGCAAGCCAAGAAGGUGGAGAAGAUACUUACUCAAGAUAAGAUUUUCCAGAAAUAUGCUGUUAUAAAGUUAUGGAAAGAAGCUGAAUCUGCAAUUACAGGCGAUCUUCAAGUAAACAGUGCUUCAAUAUCCGAACAGCUAAUUGAGGAAUCCAAAAAUCCCCAAAAUUUUCUUCUUCCCCAUAAUUUCCAAAGCAACCCUUUGCUUGAAGAGAUCUUGAUUCUGCAGAGAUCCAAGCACUUGUCUCAUCUAGAGCAGAUCGUCAGUCAGCUUAAGACUCAAAGGAGAGGUGUCCAGUUGGACCAUCAAAAAUUAAUCUCAGAGCUCCAAUCAAAGAGGACAAGGAAGAAACUUAAGAUUAGGAAUCUGAGACUCAAUCUUAAGGCACAGAUAGAAGAAAAGAGUAAAGCACAAGAAGAAUAUAAGAAUUCCUUGAAGUCUAAGCAAAGAGAUAUAGCAGAAAUGCAGAAGAUUAUUGGCAAGCUUGAAGAAGAAAGCAAAUAAGAGCGAAAUGGAAAAUUUCAGGCUGAAGCAAAGUAUCUCGGACGGAAUUGAGACUCUUAAAAGAGAACGUCUAGAAAACCAGGCUGUAAGAGUCAGAGACAACAUUCUGUACCAAAGAGGUAGGUUAAAAAUGUGUUCUUCUUAAGUUUCUUAUGAGUAUCUUCUUAUACAUCAAUAACAUAAAAAUUGUGCGCUUAUUACCAAUCUGGGCUUGUCAUGCUUUCUGCAUGACUUAAUUAAAUGUCCAGAAGCAGCAUUUCCUGUAAGACGGAAUGUUUAAACGAUUUAUUGAUAGUCCAAAGCGGUGUAAUGCUUAGCCUAAAUCUGAGAAAUACUCAUAAGUCAUAUUUAGCCAAGCAAAAGCUCUUAUCUGUGAUUGAUGAAUACACUUAUAUUGAGUCUAGUUUCCUUUACAAACAUAUAAACUCAUUGCUUGAAGAGAGCUCAAUAGUAAAAGAUUUCCUGCAGUUCUAUUCCCUAAGAAUUUAGAUGGGCUGAACUUUAACGAUAAUUCUAUUUUAAGUGAUGAAUUGGACGAGUAUGCUAACCAGCUAGUUGAGGUGAGCAGCAGAGUUGGGAUCGAGGUGAGAAUAGCUAAUUUUAAAAUUAGUCAGGAGAACUUAAUUGCUCUACUUUCAGCCUAUAAGCACAAGCGGUCUUUCACCUUCGAUUCAUGAAUCUUGGAUCUUUCCUCUGUGCCUUGCUUCUUGGGAGCUCUUAAGGGAUGUCUGAUACAGGAACUUUACCUGACCGGCUGCGGCCACUGCUCUAGAUCUGACUGGGCAGAGCAGCCCAGUCAGAUAGAGAAUUUGGUGGCAGGCCUAGCACAAGAAGAGGACUUGAAAGAGAGUCUGAAGGUGAUCGGACUUGAGAAAUGAGGGAUCGAGCAAGAGAAAGCAGAGCAGAUUGUGAAGGAAAAUGGGCUGGAAGAUGUCAUUGUGCUAAUGUGGUAAAGUUAUUAGUGAAGAGAAUGGCGCUUUUGU
Moneuplotes crassus is the source of this 1853-nucleotide messenger RNA. The record is from the annotation of a GenBank genome assembly. Lineage: Eukaryota; Ciliophora; Spirotrichea; Euplotida; Euplotidae.